AUGCCAGAUCCUGGUGCCAAAAAGCGCAAAACACGUCUUUCAGGUCGAGACUUCAGAAUGACAAGGCAAGAGCCGGGCGCCACCUUGCUCGCUCUUGCAGACAAUGGCUUGUUGCGCCUCGUAGAUGAACUCCUUCUCAACGUCCUCGACCACAUCACGUCUCUUAGAGAUCUUUGUAACUUUGCAGCAACAUGUACGCGCCUUCAAGGCCUAGCAGAACCAUACAUCUGGCGCUCGCUACUAGUGCUCAGUGGGGGACAUGCGCGGAAUAUUGCCGCGGCAUUAGACAGUCGAGAUGCGCGAGUUGACUUCGUUCAAGAGCUAUCGAUCCGGUACAAAGACCAGGGAAAAGAGGGCAUCGAGGAUCUGAACCACUGGAUAACCCUCAUGUCGAAAUUGCGCCACCUGACGUUAGAGAGUCCGUGCCCGAACAACUCGGAGUGGAUGCAAGGCGAGCCUUUUGAUGGAUGGUCACGGAUCAACUAUUCAAACUUGGUGGCAAGCUCGGUCUUCCCGAGAGGAGGGUUGCCGCUUGCUUUGCCAAUGUUACAGUCUUUAACAUUGCAUGCGCAUGGAGCAGACGACAGAAAGUUUGAUUUUGACAGCCGCCUAGCUUCUGUUUUCUAUCACCCAACUCUCCGUAACCUCACCAUAUCCUGUCUGAACGUCGAGAAUCAAGACAUGGAAUCGACGAUCAAGUCCUUCGGCAAGGAGCGCAAAAGCACAGCUCUCCGCUCGCUAACAUUUAUUGAAUGUAACAUUAAUAUCGACACGCUUUACACUAUUCUCAGUAUGCCCAAGGCUCUAGAGCAGCUUUCGAUUGGCGAGCGCCUACACGUCUUCGAAGGAGCUAGCCCAUCGGUGGACUCCGCGCAACGAACCUCCUCGAGACGCUUUCUACCGGCUCUACAGCAGCAGGCACAUUCGCUCAGGAAGCUCACUCACAUUGGCGGCUCUCUGCCAUUUCUCCCAGGGCGGGAGACUGAUCCUGAAGGAGCAGCAAAAUUGCGCUCUUUCACCAAUCUCCAGCACCUCGAGCUCGGCUUCGAGUCACAUCUUUAUUACUACCUCCGUGAGAAUGGAUUCCCACCGUCACUCAAAUACCUCAAAAUGCUCGACAAUGCCAUAUCGAAUAACGCCAGCCACGACCCUGGCUCUCUUACAAGGAUAGUCUGGCGCUCGACCACAUCACUGGUCACACAACACUUUCCCUCCACCCUCCCGGACGACUUCACCCUUCACGUUCAAUAUUCACACCAUGCUGCUUUUCUUCACGAAGAAGCGGCGCAGUUUAUCUCUGUGCUAUUCCUCAGCCGUCCCUCGAUCUACAAAAUUGCCGACAUUCUGCAUGAACACAAGGGCCGCUUACUUGUAUCUUGUGACUCGUUCCCCUCUGGCACUCCCUAUAUCCCACCUUACAUGUACGGGGAGGAGUUACCGAUCGAGCAAAUCAUAUACGAUUCAGAUGAUUACUGGACUUUCAAUGGGAAAUACUAUCAAGCCAUCGAUGACGAAACGUUCUCAGUGAAAGCGGACCACGAUUUACUUGUGUGUCCGAGAUGCAUCAUCAGGGGGUUGCCAGGGAAAGGAUGCAAGCAGCUGGGAGACGGAAGUCGAUGUCAGCCGUGUUACAAAGCGGGCCUAAGUUGCGGAUGGGCAAGAGAUGAGAACGGGCUGAUUGUCAGACCUACGGAGGGUGAGGACAGUCCAUCAAGAAGUUUGUCAGAACCACAUCCAUAG
Messenger RNA from Ascochyta rabiei, 1740 nucleotides. RefSeq lists its product as uncharacterized. The record is from RefSeq and is a predicted model, not a curated record. The transcript has 2 exons. NCBI's taxonomy places the organism in Eukaryota, Fungi, Ascomycota, Dothideomycetes, Pleosporales, Didymellaceae. Gene Ontology annotation, molecular function: protein binding. Bases 1 to 1740 code for a protein of 579 amino acids.